Gorilla gorilla gorilla (western lowland gorilla) is the source of this 2104-nucleotide messenger RNA. Its product is annotated as leukocyte immunoglobulin-like receptor subfamily A member 2. Lineage: Eukaryota; Metazoa; Chordata; Mammalia; Primates; Hominidae. Gene Ontology annotation, molecular function: inhibitory MHC class I receptor activity. Gene Ontology annotation, biological process: immune response-regulating signaling pathway; interleukin-10-mediated signaling pathway. Gene Ontology annotation, cellular component: plasma membrane. The record is from RefSeq and is a predicted model, not a curated record.
CAUUUCUCCUCUGUGCUCACUGCCACACGCAGCUCAGCCUGGACGGCACAGCCAGAUGCGAGAUGCUUCUCCGCUGAUCUGAGUCUGCCUGCAGCAUGGACCUGGGUCUUCCCUGAAGCAUCUCCAGGGCUGGAGGGACGACUGCCAUGCACCGAGGGCUCAUCCAUGCACAGAGCAAGGCAGUGGGAGGAGACGCCGUGACCCCCAUCCUCACGGUCCUGAUCUGUCUUGGGCUGAGUCUGGGCCCCAGGACCCACGUGCAGGCAGGGACCUUCCCCAAGCCCACCCUCAGGGCUGAGCCAGACUCUGUGAUCACCCAGGGGAGUCCCGUGACCCUCAGGUGUCAGGCGAGCCUUGAAGCCCAGGAGUACCAUCUAUAUAGGGAGAAAAAAUCAGCAUCCUGGAUUAAACGGAUACAACCACAGCUUGUGAAGAAGGGCCAGUUCCCCAUCCCAUCCAUCACCUGGGAACACGCAGGGCGGUAUUGCUGUCAGUAUUACAGCCACCCUCGGUGGUCAGAGCCCAGUGACCCCCUGGAGCUGGUGGUGACAGGAGCCUACAACAAACCCACCCUCUCAGCUCUGCCCAGCCCUGUGGUGACCUCAGGAGGGAACGUGACCCUCCAGUGUGUCUCACAGCUGGCAUUUGGUGGCUUCACUCUGUGUAAGGAAGGAGAAGAUGAACACCCACAAUGCCUGAACUCCCAGUCCCAUACCCUUGGAUGGUCCUGGGCCAUCUUCUCCGUGGGCCCCGUGAGCCCGAGUCGCCGGUGGUCGUACAGGUGCUAUGGUUAUGACUCGAGCUCUCCCUAUGUGUGGUCUCUACCCAGUGAUCUCCUGGAGCUCCUGAUCCCAGGUGUUUCUAAGAAGCCAUCACUCUCAGUGCAGCCGGGCCCUGUCGUGGCCCCUGGGGAGACCCUGACCCUCCAGUGUGGUUCUGAUGUCGGCUAUGACAGAUUUGUUUUGUACAAGGAGGGGGAAUGUGACUUCCUCCAGCGCCCUGGCCCACAGCCCCAGGCUGGGCUCUCCCAGGCCAACUUCACCCUGGGCCCUGUGAGCCGCUCCCAUGGGGGCCAGUACAGAUGCUCCGGUGCACACAACCUCUCCUCCGAGUGGUCGGCCCCCAGUGACCCCCUGGACAUCCUGAUCGCAGGACAGAUCCCUGACAGACCCUCCCUCUCAGUGCAGCCAGGCCCCACAGUGGCCUCAGGAGAGAAGGUGACCCUGCUGUGUCAGUCACAGGGAGGGAUGCACACUUUCCUUUUGACCAAGGAGGGGGCAGCUGAUUCCCCACUGCGUCUAAAAUCAAAGCGCCAAUCUCAUAAGUACCAGGCUGAAUUCCCCGUGAGUCCUGUGACCUCGGCCCACGUGGGGACCUACAGGUGCUACAGCUCACUCAGCUCCAACCCCUACCUGCUGUCUCUCCCCAGUGAGCCCCUGGAACUCGUGGUCUCAGAAGCAGCUGAGACCGUCAGCCCAUCACAAAACAAGACAGACUCCACGACUACAUCCCUAGGCCAACACCACCAGGAUUACACAGUGGAGAAUCUCAUCCGCAUGGGUGUGGCUGGCUUGGUCCUGGUGGUCCUCGGGAUUCUGCUAUUUGAGGCUCAGCACAGCCAGAAGCCUCCAAGAUGCAGCCGGGAGGUGAACAGCAGAGAGGACAAUGCAUCCUUCAGCGUGGUGGAGCCCCAGGGACAGAUAUGAUGAUCCCAGGAGGCUCUGGAGGACAAUCUAGGACCUACAUUAUCUGGACUGUCUGCUGGUCAUUUCUAGAGACAGGAAUCAAUAUUUGAGUGCAGGGAAACUGUCUGGGGUGAUUCCUAGAAGAUCAUUAAACUGUGAUUUUUUUUUUUAUCUAUGAAUGUUGACUUUCCUUGACUGGAUCCCCUUUGUUUUCCCAUCCCCAGACAUGAGGCUCCAUCCCACAUGGCACCAUUGGGUCCACACCUCUGCACACCUGCGUGCUGUGGUCCACGGCAUGUGACACAGUCUCCCUUAUUCCUCAUUGUCACACUCCUUGAUGUCACUUACUGAGUCCCCAUCUCUUCAGUUCAGAGAUCCAAACCUGAACCACCAACUAAAUCAACGACAGGAGAUCAGAU